Mycena indigotica is the source of this 1392-nucleotide messenger RNA. RefSeq lists its product as uncharacterized. The record is from RefSeq and is a predicted model, not a curated record. The transcript has 3 exons. The coding region runs from base 1 to 1392 and encodes 463 amino acids. Lineage: Eukaryota; Fungi; Basidiomycota; Agaricomycetes; Agaricales; Mycenaceae.
AUGCAGGACCAACACCUUGCUCUGCCCGACUAUUGCGUCGGUUGCAAUCGCCAAUUCGUCCCUCGACGAGUCAUAGUGCCUAUCGAGCUCCCUCCUCCCACUCCCGAUUCUCGCCACAAGGGCUCUCGAGGACUUGUCCACGGAACCGGCAGAGUACGCGUCAAUGGAACGAUAAAGCCAGCUCCACCCGUCAAGACGCGUGUUGAGAUUGACCAAAGUGACGCCCCACUGUAUUGCUCCCCGGAAUGCGAACAAAGAGACCUCGAGUUCUCAUCUGGCUGCAGCGAGAGUACCGACAGCGACGACUAUGUCGUUAUGCCUAGCAACAACACCAAGUCCGCCAGCGCCAAGCCGGCCGCCCGUAACUUGAGCACACCUAACACUCGGUCGAUGGACCAUCUACAAACACUCUACUCAAUGCCCCCCCUCCCCCCGCCAACCACCGAAACCUAUGACGAGCUUGCUCCUCUAACCACCAAAGGCGCCCCCAAACCACUCGAGUUCGUCUCCGGUGUUAUGAUGGCAAAUCGUCGAAUCGAAGCUGCUCUCCCACAGCCCCGUAAGCCGGGUGAGCCGGCAGGUCCCGUAACUCCUGUCCCUGGCUGGACGGACGGCUCUCAAGCGUGGCGGGCGUCGACUUACUCCUUUGCUGCCCCUCCUCGCAAGCUGUCGGACAUAGCCGACCCCAAUCAUGCUGCCUAUGGUUCAAUCAUUGCGACCCCUCACCGCUCUGCGAGUGGGGGUGUCGUUGCAAACGUGGAGUCUUCGUCCCCAACAGCAACUAGCUAUUCCUCCACUUCCUCUCGCAACUCAGAUAUGCUAUCGUCAUUCGAGGACUCAUUUGCACGUCGUUCGUCUUCCCGAAUCUCCCUCUACUCCCCGAGCACCUCUCCAGCGUCUUCUAUCUCUUGCAGUCCACCUCGUAAACAGGUCUCUGACAUGCUUCUUGUCCCGGAUGUUUUACGCCAGCGCGCUGGUUCGGCGCCAUCGUCGUCCUCUCUGGACUCCUUGCCACAAGAACAUGGACCUCGACGACACUCGGCUGGAGCUUUGCCGCCUCAUAGUUUCCCUGGAGCACGUGCUCGUAUGCGCAGUCCACUUGCCGUCCAGAACACUCUGGAAGACGACAAUCUUCGCUGCACAUCCCAGGUUGCAACAUCUAUGCCCUCCCACCGUCAACAGAAGACCCAGCGACCUCUAAUAGAGACUCGCUCCUGGUCGUACGAUAAUGUGCGGACAUAUCCCGUGAUGCCUCUCCCGACUAUCAAGGAGACUCGCAUAGUCAAUGGUAUCCCCACUGUCGUUGAAGUAGCCCGCACGCAAAAGCGGCUAUUUACCUUCGCAGACACUGUUCUCAGCCCAUCUCGUUCGGUUUCGGAGUUGUCCAUAUAG